Prorocentrum cordatum is the source of this 626-nucleotide messenger RNA. The record is from the annotation of a GenBank genome assembly. NCBI's taxonomy places the organism in Eukaryota, Dinophyceae, Prorocentrales, Prorocentraceae.
GCGGCAAGCAGGCGGUGGCAGACAGCAUGAUCGCCAAGGGGCUGACUGCAGUGCCAUACGAGAAGCUCAACGACGCCACAUACCAGAACCUCAUGCAUUACGCUGGCUUCUGUUAUGCUUGCCUCCUGCUUGUGAAGAGCCGCGUCGGCAGCGGGGGCUCGCUCAUGGAAUGGCACCCCAGGUUCCAGGACUUCAUCAAGAGCCACAAGUCGUACAGGGUGUGUGUUGAAAUGGGGCGGUUCGGGGCACCGACGGCGAAGCCGUCGUGGCUAUACUCAGCGCACGAGUUCAUCCAGGAGCUCCCCAACUACCAAGGUGCGAAGUCAUACCAGCCAGGCCAGAACAUGUUGGUCGACAUGGUCAAGACCUCCGACGGCACCGUCCAAAUCAACGGGAACCACCGCCUGAAGGGCAGCCAGGCGUACCCGAAGGCCUUCGGCAAGGCCGCUGCCGAUCUCUACAUGGCGCAUCGGGCCGAGCUCAAGACAGCAGGGCAGGCGCUGAUCCAGAAAUCGAGCUCUGUGAAGGUGCGCCUCGCGCGUGACAUCGCCACGAAUGCGCUCACGGGCAAGCGCCGCUGGGCGGAUGCUGACCUGAAGCCCGUGUUCGGGUACUUAGAUCUGUAG